GCAUGACAUCUCACACCGCCAAGCAGCUCUGCUUUUGACCGACCCUUCAUUCCCACUCACAGUUUUAAUUUGUUGAUUCUCCGCUUCUGGUUUUUCUUGAGCUGGGUUUACUUUCUCCAUGGCUACCCAUCUAGCCAAUCUGGGUUUUGUGUACUUUACUCUGUUGUUGAUACUGUUUUCCUCUGAUGCUAUAGGAGCUCGGUUGAACCAUUUUGAUCCCAGAAUCCGAAUGCCUACAGAGGAAGAAGAUAUAGCAGAGGAUGAUAGUGAGAAGGUUGGCACAAGGUGGGCAGUUCUCGUGGCCGGCUCGUUUGGAUAUGGAAAUUACAGGCACCAGGCUGAUGUUUGCCAUGCAUACCAAAUUCUAAGAAAAGGAGGCUUGAAGGAAGAAAACAUAGUAGUGUUUAUGUAUGAUGAUAUAGCAAAGCAUGAGCUGAAUCCGAGGCCCGGAGUGAUCAUCAACCAUCCAGAAGGAGAGGAUGUGUAUGCGGGGGUGCCUAAGGACUACACUGGAGAGAGUGUAACGGCUGCAAAUUUGUACGCAGUGAUUCUUGGCGAUAAAAGUGCUGUAAAAGGCGGGAGUGGAAAGGUUGUCGAUAGCAAGUCCAAUGACAGGAUUUUCUUGUACUACUCUGAUCAUGGAGGCCCUGGAGUUCUUGGGAUGCCAAACUUGCCUUUUCUGUAUGCUGUGGAUUUCAUCAAUGUUUUGAAGAAGAAACAUGCAUCUGGGAGCUACAAAGAGAUGGUCUUAUACAUCGAAGCUUGUGAGAGCGGGAGUGUUUUCGAAGGCAUGAUGCCCAAGGACUUAAACAUAUAUGUAACAACAGCAUCAAAUGCACAAGAGAGUAGCUGGGGAACGUACUGUCCAGGGAUGGAUCCUCCACCACCUCCCGAAUACAUCACCUGCUUAGGGGAUUUGUACAGCGUUGCUUGGAUGGAGGACAGUGAGACUCACAAUCUGAAGAAAGAAACUGUAAAACAGCAGUAUGAAACUGUAAAGGAAAGAACUUCAAAUCUUUUCACUUACAAUGGCGGGUCUCAUGUGAUGGAAUAUGGGAAUACAAGUAUCAAAUCAGAGAAGGUUAGUUUGUACCAAGGCUUUGAUCCCAAUUCUGUGAACUUGCCUCCAAAUCAUCUCCAUUUACUGAAACAAAUGGAAGUUAUAAACCAGCGAGACGCAGAGAUUCUCUUCCUCUGGAAAAUGUACAACAGGGCGGAGAAUAGAUCGAAGAAGAAUGAAAUACUGAAGCAGAUUAAAGAGACAAUGGGGCACAGGACACAUUUGGAUGGAAGCAUGGAAUUGAUUGGAACACUUCUGUAUGGACCACAAAAGGGUUCUGCAGUCCUCAGUACCGUGAGGGCGACGGGAUCGCCCCUUGUCGAUGACUGGGAAUGCCUGAAAUCAAUGGUUCGCGUAUUUGAAAACCAUUGCGGUUCACUGACUCAGUACGGCAUGAAAUACAUGCGUGCUUUCGCCAAUAUAUGCAAUAGCGGUACCUCUCCAGAAUCUAUGGCGGCAGCUAGCGGAGCUGCAUGCAGCAGUCAGAAUGCAGGGCAAUUGCACCCAUCAAAACAAGGUUAUAGUGCUUGAUUUCAGUAUAUGAAAAACAUGGUACCUUAGAACUGAAGCUGAAAUGGGAGCUGUCAUCUCUUUUGAGCCAUCUAAUAUGGCUUGCUGUGUAAAUUGUGUUGGUAGGUGAAUACAGUUGGAAAUGAAUAAUUUUAGCUCGUGUAUAAGAAGAUGAGGUGUUCUGUCUCCAAGAGAUGGCAGGGUAAACAAACAUACAAUAAAUGAGCCUUUAUUUACGCUUUUUUUUUUUUA
Messenger RNA from Tripterygium wilfordii, 1822 nucleotides. RefSeq names its product vacuolar-processing enzyme. Gene Ontology annotation, biological process: vacuolar protein processing. The coding region runs from base 119 to 1591 and encodes 490 amino acids. Gene Ontology annotation, molecular function: cysteine-type endopeptidase activity. NCBI's taxonomy places the organism in Eukaryota, Viridiplantae, Streptophyta, Magnoliopsida, Celastrales, Celastraceae. The record is from RefSeq and is a predicted model, not a curated record. The transcript is spliced from 9 exons.